Messenger RNA from Ruditapes philippinarum (Manila clam), 5301 nucleotides. RefSeq lists its product as uncharacterized. The record is from RefSeq and is a predicted model, not a curated record. Lineage: Eukaryota; Metazoa; Mollusca; Bivalvia; Venerida; Veneridae. The coding region runs from base 2309 to 4033 and encodes 574 amino acids. Gene Ontology annotation, biological process: positive regulation of DNA-templated transcription. Gene Ontology annotation, molecular function: ubiquitin-protein transferase activity; zinc ion binding; protein binding. Gene Ontology annotation, cellular component: nucleoplasm; chromatin. The transcript has 3 exons.
UUAUCACCCUGGAUGAACAAGUUUUGUCACGUGACCACAAAUGCAAACGCCGAUUUAACAUUUCAGCAAUUACGGACCCGAUUUCAGCUAUCACGACAUUCAGGAGAGCCAGCUACCUUCAAGCGUUAACAUUAGGAGGAGCUAUUUCUCUGAAGACAGAUGGGGAAACUUUUAUCAGACAAGGUUUGGCUAAACAGGAUAGACCUGGUCAUUCAUCAGCAAAAAAUAUUGUACCAGCUUGUAAGACCAUCCAAGAAUCUAUCUAUCUUAAAAGAACUGAAUCCUUCAGACGUAAAGAUGAAACAAGUUUAUUUCUGACUAUAAAUGUACCUCAUUCUAAAGCUUCUUCACAAACUUUGGCUUCAUAGAUUCUUAAAACUAUUCAAGAGGCUUAUGCAGAUAAACAUAAAAGUGAAACAGCACAUUCUACAAGAGCUUUAGGUCCCAAUUCUCAACGCUGCAGAUUGGUCAAAAGAAAACACCUUCGUUAAAUUUUAUUUGAAACAAGUAACUCCAAGUGAUCUCACUGUGUAGUUCAACGUCGCUGUAUAGUUCAACCUAAGAAGAUUGAUUUUUUUUCUAAAUUUUUAAAUCAAAAUUUAUUCCCGACGGAUUUUGUGUGGAAUUGAUUUUUGAGAAGAUUUUACGGUUUUAUGUAUACAUGUAUAUAUGGGAUAUACAGAAGUUUUAUAAAAGUUUGUUAUUGAAGAAUGUUUUAAAAUAAAAAAAGAAGGAAAUAAGAGAGAAGUCUUUUGUUCAGAGAAUUGUAAUAUUUGCAACUUGACUUAAAUAGCCACCGGUUUAUAAGGAUCUUACACCGGCUGCCGGUACAGACCGGAAUAUCUGUCGAGUUUCCGCUAAACAGUUACCCGAGAGCUGGAUAUUCCCGUCUGUACCAACAGCCGGUGUUUGAUUUUUUUUCUUGCAUAUUACAUGUCAAAUAUUUUCGGAACAGGUAAUUUCAAGAACAAACUUAGAGUGGGUAGGUUUUAUACAAACUUCUUCUUUUAACCUGUGCAUUUUUUUCUUAAAAAAAUGAAUACUUUUUUAGAAUUUAAAGUACCUUUAUUUUCAUUGAAAAAAAUUAACAGAAACGAUGUAAGGAAUUGCAUGUUAUUAUGUAUUGUACUCAACAAUAAAAAGAAAAACACAAUCCAGAAGUAAAAACAAGAAUUCAUUUAAGUAUGUAUAAGUUAUCUGCACUGGAAAUGACCUCAAAUAAGUAGAAAAGUCUGAUUCAGGGGCAGAUAACUCAACAACGAGAACGGUGACCCCAAUUUUCUUUUCGCUUAAAAUGUUUCUGUUAUCAUAUUCUAACAACAUGCCAAGUUUAAAGAAAUUCUAUUGAACAGUUUUAGUUUUGCCUAUAUGUCCAUAUGAAAACUCCCGAAAACGUCCUUAAAUCAACCGGCGUUUGCAUAUUUUACAUGUUCAAACGACGUUUGCAAAUUAGACAAUACGGGGAAUAACAUGGGAUUAUGUCAAAUAUAACUUUGCUCAUGGAAUUAUAAAUGAGUUAGGGACGGGAAUGGCAUUUUAAAAGACAUAUCCUCUAUUAUUUUACCUCAACGUGUAUUUCCAGUGAAAAAAAUGAUUGGAAAAAGUAAAACCUAUCGGCGUUUGCUUUGCGAAAAGAACAUUUGUGUCGAAGUGUUCUAAAAAAACUACUAAAGUCUAGUAAUGACUACUCACAUAAAAUAAAAGCUUAAUUUACGCCGGGUCCUACGGUCUAUGUCUUAUUUUUGUGCUCGCAGUGGAAAAAAAGAUAUCUGCAAAUAAUUACCUGAAAUUGGGUCCGGCGUUUGCAUUUGUGGUCACGUGACAAAACUUGUUCAUCCAGGGUGUUUAUGCCCUACUUUACAAUCCGUAAGAUUUACUCCGGAAUCUGAUUAAUUACCGACAUAAUGUCAGUGAAUAUGUUUUAUCCUUGGACAGUAGGCACUAUACACAAGUUAAUAAUAUUGUAUUUGGAUCAAUAUUAGGCAGUGCGAUAAAAUGAUAAAGAGAUAAACAUGUAACUAUAUUAUUGACAAUACGAUAACAUUUAUCUCACUAUUCGUUAACUGACAAGGCAGUAUUGAACCUUUUCGUAACAAGUUUAAAUGGUUAUCAUAAAUAUAUUAAAAAAAAGAGAAAAAAAUUGUUAACAUGCGUAGUUUAAAAACACUUGAAAAGCAAAAAACUUGAAGAAAAAUUUCAACAUUCAAUUUUUGUUUUAAUUGAUUGUGGUGAGAUAUCGGAUUACAUCAUGUAUAUGUAUACAUAUUUUUGUGCUGUAUAGUUCAACUUAAAAACAAUAUUCUACAAGAUGGCUACAGGGGGACACAUAAAUACAGAUAUUCUUUCUGAUGAAAUAUUUGAUGUUUUAUGUUCAAUAUGUGUUAAUCAAGGCAUAAACACUGAAGCAGAUAAAUUCUGUGUAGAUUGUCAUGAUUAUUUCUGUGUAAAUUGCGUCAAAGUUCACAGUAAAGUGCCUAUGUGUGCUAGUCACAAGGUGUUGGAUAAAUCUCAAGUCAAGUCAGGAACAAGUAAAGGUCUCUUGUGGGCACCAGCAGAGAGAUGUGACAGACACAGUCAUAAACAUAUUGAUAUGUACUGUCAGAACCAUGAUAAAGUUGGCUGUUCUACAUGUGUGGCUGUUGAUCAUAGGUCAUGUCAGGAUACAUUCUACAUUCCAGAUUAUAUUCAAAACAAAACUCAAUUUGUUUCAAGUAAAACACAAACAAAACUAAUGGAAAUAAUCAAGACCCUUGAAGAACAAGCUGAUAGAUUUAAACAAGAUAAACACAGGCUGCUGAAGAGAAAAUCUGAAAUAUUAGCUCAUAUCAGAAAAUUUCGACAAGAAAUCAACGACCAAGUCGACAAGCUGGAGAAAAGUUCUGUAAACGAGAUAGAAGAUAAGGUCAAAUGUUUGGAAGACUUUAUUGAAGAGGGUCUCAAACAGCUUCAAGCAAACAAGGUCAUGGUUACUUCAGUUAAUGGUAAAUUAACACCUCCAAAUACAGAUCAAGCUCAAGUGUUAGUUUAUGUGAAGAUGGGGGAGGAAGCUGCAGAUAUUGCCAACAAAUGUAUAGAAGAUGCCAAAAUGAAAAGAACCGUAGCUCACAUAGAAUUUCAACCUGAUAGGACAAUUCUUACACAGCUAGAAAAAAAUAAAACCAUAGGUACACUAACAGAGCCUAGAAAGACUACUCGCAAAGUUCUUCAGACUAAAGGACAAUACCCAUAUUUUGUAAAUAUUAAAGUAAAUUCUGACGAAGACAACUGUUAUAUCACCAGCGCCUGUUGUAUGGAGGAUGGUAUGAUAAUCCUAGCCGAUGACAACAAUAAAAAGCUUAAAAAGUUACACAGUCAAAAUUACACAGUAAUAGACUAUUGUGAUCUACUCGAAGCACCAUGGCAAGUGUGUGUGAUCAAUAAAGCGCAAGUAGCAGUAACUGUGCCAUCACAAAAAGAAGUACAGUUCAUUUCUAUAGAAACACCAAUGGAAACAAUUAAAAAGAUAAAUACUGAUUUUGCAUGUUAUGGUAUUGCAUAUGCAAACAGUCACAUAUAUAUUUCAGAUGACACAUCCGUAUAUAUGUGUACAAUGUCUGGUAGGAAAGUUAAACGGUUCAGUAUUGAUCAAUCGAUACGUACAAUAUUAUCUGACAUAUUUAGUCCAUUCUUUUCUAAACCGUCGUGUGGAAUAUACAGUAUAGCUGCCAGUAAGGAUGCUACAAGGAUUUAUGUCGCUAAUGCUGAUAAUGGACUGAUAGUGCUAGACAACAAUGGUCGAGUUAUUAAAACAUUCAAUGGUCAACAAUUAAAAUGGGCUAAUUGUUGCUAUCUCACUGAAGCAGGUAGUGUGCUGGUAUCUGGAGAAAACUCCAAUAACGUUUUACAGUUAACAUCUGAUGGUGAAUUGAUAGGAGAGGUUAUAAAAGCUAAUAGUGGAGAAAGAAGAAUCAGGUCAAUCUGCUGCAAUCAACAAAUGUCUAAGAUGUGCAUAUGCAGACUUACGGAGAACAACAUUGAAAUAUACAAUAUCUAAUCACUUAAUGUUAGUAUAUGAAUGCAAACCGCCUUCUGUAAACAUGUUAUUUAAAGAGCACUAGUACUCUGAUGCAAAUUAUUUACCUAUAUAGAAAAUUUUAGAAGAGAUCAUUACAGUGACCUCAGAAGGCUAUUCCCUCUCGUCUUGCCCGUCAGCAACCCAGGAGUAAAAAGCAUGUGUAGGAAGAAAUAUUUAUGUUUAUUCUUCUUCGUUUUGUUAUCCAAAAGAACGCAUCAUGUUUCGAUAUAUUUGCAUGUUUACGUUAUUUUCAUUGAAGUUUACGGAGUUUUACAUCUUCAUAUUGUUUUAUCCCUGAUGUCAUAGGUUUGCAUCGUCCAGUGUAAGUUUAGAAAAGAAGUCAAGAAGCUAAUGUCUAAUAUUAAUAGAUGUAGAUGAUUUUAGCACAGGUAGGUAUUCAGCUCAUUUAUCUGGUCAAUAACGAUAAAAUUGCUUUGAAAUAAGUACCUGUUGAUUAUUAAAUUCAGCAGUCCUAUGCAUUAUUACGUAGGACCGGUGGGGACAUUUCAAUUUCAUGAAUUCCCGAUUUAAUCGUCCUGUAUUCACAAUUUUAACUUCGUGAAUUCACGUUUUCAACAUGGGAAUCCACGAUUUCAGCUUCAUAAAUUCACAAUUUCAACUUCACGAAUUUACGAUUUCAACUUCAUAAAUUCAAGAUUUCAACUUUACGAAUUCACAGUUUUAACUUUAUAAAUUCACAAUUUCAACUCCACGAUUUCAACUUCAUGAAUUCACGAUUUCAACUCCACGAAUUCACGACUUCGACUUCACGAUCGUGAAUUUGUGAAGCUGAAAUAGUGAAUACGUGAAGUUGAAAUCAUGAAUUCGCGAAGGAAAAUCGUGAAUUCAUGAAGAUGUGGAAUCGUGAAGUCGAAAUCUUGAAUUCAUGAAGUUGAAAUCGUGAAUUCGUGAAUAUGAAAUACGUCAAACUUCUGAUAAGGACAUCUAUUCAUUAUCUGUCUGUAAAAGACUCAAUCAAAACAAGCAUUUAAAGUUUUGUUUUCUUUGCACUCUUAGGAUUACCCUUUUCUAAUGUUGGCCUGUAAUUAACAAUAAAAAGUUUACUUUUAGAUAUUUCCGAUCUAUUUUAAUAUCUUUUGUUAUUGAGUAAGCACCAGAGAUAAUAUUUACAGAAAUGAAGAAAUGGCAUUAACAAAAGCUGUCUGAAGAGCAUCCGGUCCCACUUUUCUCAUUGCUGGAUAAUAAACAAAACAUGUUUUAAGUAAAGAGGCAAUUUUAAAUUAAAG